Mesorhabditis belari is the source of this 1128-nucleotide messenger RNA. Lineage: Eukaryota; Metazoa; Nematoda; Chromadorea; Rhabditida; Rhabditidae. The record is from the annotation of a GenBank genome assembly.
AUGAUCAAAAGAAAACGUUUCUUUUUCGUUUUACUCUUCUCCGUCGUGUCGAGCCUCUUUUUACUUGUACAAUACUUUAAAAGAGAUGAUCUUUCGUCGCCGAUCUCAUCCCACAAUUUACUCUUCGAUUUCUUGAAUAGCUCGACUUUUAUCCAACCUACGCCGAAGAGGGAUGUUUCGUAUGCUUUUGUGGCGUUGUUGAAAAAUCGAGAUAACAUUGCUGAGUACGAAUUUGCUCAAAAAACAGUGAAAUGCUAUUGUGAAUCGAGGAAAAUCCCUUAUUAUUUGCUUGUGAACGAUGAAGAGAAUGUGAAAGGAUGUGCAAUGGAAGAUUAUAUGUAUCAACGGCAUUGUAUCCUUGCAAACUUCAUGAACACGACAGAGCACGAAUGGUUUGUGAUGCUGGAUGCGGAUAUGGGAGUGAUCAACCCGGACACUUCAAUCGACAAAUUCAUCCCCAACAAUGAGUCGAUCUUUCUGGUGCUAACGAAUCGAGUGAUGAACUCGGAGAUCAUGACUGGAUCCUAUAUUGUGAGAAAUGAUCCUCGUGGCCGCGACUUUCUAAUGAUGUGGGCGAAGAGUUUCGAGGUUUAUCGAGACCGUUUCGGGAGCGACAAUGCUGCUGUGCAUAGUGCAAUCGUUCGACGCUAUCUCCCAAAAUUGGAAUCGAGUCUGGCUAAAUGUGAAUAUUGGUGGAAAUUGACCGAACAAUAUUGUCGUCUUUUUCUUUAUGAAGUCUGUGUUCGAAAUCUCCUCGACAACUUUGACAUUCCAGGCGUUCAGUUCCUGGAGAAAACCUAUUCCUAUGUGCGGGAUGGAUGGCUGACUGGAGGGAAAUUCAGUCAACAUGAUUUCAUCUUUCACAAUUGGAAAGAGAAAGUAAAAAACAAUCGAGCCGCAUUUGGUUGGUGGGAUUACCAAUUCACCGAGGAUGCUUUCAAUAAUUUAAGUCUCUGCACAUCGGGCGAGGAAGCCUACCAGCUUUGGCGUUACAAGCCCGGCUUCCGAGUGACCGUUGCCGAAAAUCGAAAAUCGUUGGAUACUUGGAUAAAAAACACGAAAAAAGAACGAGAUCGGCAAGCAAAGCUCUCGCAAACGUUCAACGUGGAUUCGGCAGUGAAUUGCCAU